UAUUAAAAAAAUACAGAGUCAGCACCCACUGUUUUGUUUCCCUCUUUAUAGUUUGUUCUUCUUCUCUGUAACCAGCCGGCUUAUAAAUUUCUCUUUUUUUCUUUUAAUCAAAUAACCGAAUUUCAUUUGUUUUCUCUUGAGACUAUGUAUUUCAAUUCUUGAAUUAGAAUUGUGGGAAUUUAAUCAAAACUGUUUCAACUGAUCCCUUUGAUCAGUUGUGUUGGAGUAGAAGAUGGCAACGUUAGUUGCGAAACAAGGGCCAUUGAGCAAUCCGAAUCAACAUGUUCCAAGAAAGAGAAACCCGUCUAAGGUUUUUAGGAAGAGCAAGUUUAUCCUAAAUCGUGAUGAAGAAAAACUUGAAAAGGACAAUGCAGAGUCGCUGGUCGACGUUACAGAGUUACCUAAUAAGAAACAAAAGCUUUGUUCUGAGACUGGCACCCCCCGUGGUAAAAGAACUGUAUCAGAGCACACGAAUGUUGCAAUCAGGAAGGAGGAUGCACGUUUAUCGGGUGGUUCGGGAGAGAAAAUAAAAACAGUGGAAAAGCCAAAGAGUAACAUGAUUAAAUCAAAUGUGAGAACCAAGACGGUAGCUAAGCAAACAGUAACUGGAAAGGAAUCUGAAGGUUCACGUAGCAGAAUCACCUCCAAGGAGCAUCAUCGUUUAGUAGAGAAGAAAUUAAGUGAUAUGAUUUGGAAUGACUUGAUGAGCGAAGAUGAAGAGGAGGAUAGUGAAGAGGAAGGGCAAGAGGAAGAGGAAGAGGAUAAGGAUGAAGAGUAUUUUCCAGGAUCCUUAACGAAAUUUGAGAUGCCGCUUGAUGAAGCGUUGAAUAGUUUAAGAAAUUCAGAGAAGUUUUCGAGCACUUCCAACAAGGGAAAAGUUCGUAAAAAUGGACCUAUGAGAAAUAAAGGGAAUGAUAAAGAGAAAGACGAGCCUUCCCAGUGCAGGGACAGACUUAAACUAUCUACCUCCACAAAAAGCAUUACAAAAAGGAUGCCCAAUAAAGUAAAUUUAGAACAACAUCCAGGAACUUCAAGCAAGAAGAUGACUCAUAAAGGAGAUAAUACAAUGAACAAGGUGGAAUAUGGAAGUGAAGAAAAGUCGGGCAUGUGCAAGAAAAAACCAAGUUUGUCCAAGGUUGGAAAGAAAAUGCAAGGGACUCAUGAAAUUAAAGGUUCAGAGAAUAAAAGGGUGCCUGUUAAAUUAAAGAGAGAACAAUGUCUAGGAACGUCAAGCAAGAAGAAGAUUCCUCAAGGAGAUAGUAAAAUGGAUAAGGUGGAUGAAAGUGAAGACGAGUGGAAGGAAAAGCCAAGUUUGUCCAAGGAUGGAAAAAAGAAUCAGGGAGUUCAUGAAAAGGAUGCAGAGAUUAGAAGGACAUCUGUAAGACGUGCUACUGCAUCAUUCAAGAGAUACAGUCAUGAUUACUAUGUUGGUGAGUGGGAAGAUGAUACUGAUGAAUAUGAGGUUAUCCCAAUAAGUGAUGGACAUCAUAUAUCAAGUAACAUACAGAGAAGUGAUGUUUCACAUGAGUCGAAACCGAAAAAUAGUCUGCUAGAUAUAAUUAAAAAUUCAGGGAUGCCUUCCUGGAAGCCUGCUACAUUAAAUGGAGAACAGUGUCAAGGAACAUCAAGCAAGAAGAAGAUUCCUCAAGAAGAUAGUACAACGGAUAAAAUGGAUGAAAGUAAAGACGAUCGGAAUGUGUGCAAGGAAAAGGCUAGUUUGUCAAAGGAUGGAAAAAAGAAUCAGGGAAUUCAUGAAAAAGAUGCAGGGAAUAAAAGGAAAUCAGUAAGACGUGCUGCUGCAGCAUUCAAGAGAUACGAUCAUGAAUACUACGUUGGUGAGUGGGAAGAUGAUACUGAGGAGUAUGAGGUCUUCCCAAUUAGUGAUGAACAUCAUAUACCAAGUAACACAAGAAGCCAGAGAAGUGACGUUUCACAUGAGUCGAAACCAAAAGAUAGUCUAAAAGAUACAAUAAAUAAUUCAGGGAAGUUAUCUGCUUGCAGUUCAUUCCCUUCCUCCUCAUCGUCCUCUGGCUCGACAAUUUUAAGAAGUGGAAUAGAUAGAUCUAAAAACAUGAAGGUAAAUCGUCAGGCUGUAAAGUGCCAUCAUUGUAGAAGAAGUGAUAGAAGAAUUGUUGUUCCUUGUAGGAAGUGUAAAGAGAAAUUUUACUGUAUCCAGUGCAUCAGGGAAUGGUAUCCAGAAUUGGAAGAAGAGGAAGUCUCAGAGGUUUGUCCAUAUUGUCGUGGAAAAUGUAACUGCAACUUGUGCUUACACUCAAGUGGCAUGCUUAAGACAUCAACAAGGGAUCUCACUGAUCGUGAAAAGAUUGAGCAUUUGCACUAUUUGAUUAUCACACUCCUUCCCUUUCUGAAAGAAAUUCGUCAGGAACAAAUUCAGGAGAUAGAGAUAGAGUCUUGUAUUCGUGGGGUAUCUUCAUUUUUUCUUGAAAUUAAACAAUCACUUUGUCACAAUGAUGAGCGAGUUUACUGCAAUAAUUGUUCAACUUCAAUAGUCGAUCUUCAUCGAAGCUGCCCAGAUUGCUCAUACGAACUAUGUCUAAGUUGCUGUCAAGAGCUUCGGGAGGGCAAGUUUCCAGGAAAUAGUUAUGAAGCAGUUUUCCAAUAUUCAAAUAAAGGUCAUGAUUAUAUGCAUGGUGGAGAUCCACUGCCUGAAAGUUUUCAUAAUAGGGAAGUUCCAUGGGACCAGAGCAAACUAAUUACUUGGGUUGCUAAUUAUGAUGGUAAUAUCAUGUGUGCUCCUGUAGAAAUGGGUGGAUGUGGAAAUUGUGUUUUGGAGCUCAAGCAUCUGCUACCGAGAAACUGGAUCUCAACCUUGGAAGCAAAGGCGGAAAGAAUUCUGAUUCAAUGCAAUUUCUCCCAGAUGAUUUCUCAGCCAAUUUGUAGAACAGAUGACCCUAAACUGUUACACAGGGCGGCUUCAAGAGUUGGUUCCGAUGAUAACUGCUUGUAUUCUACUACCGCAAAGGAUGCUAUGGAGGAUGAUGCGCUUUUACACUUUCGCAGACACUGGGCCAAGGGUGAACCGGUGAUUGUACGAAAUGUUCUUGAGCAUACAAGCGGUUUAAGCUGGGAACCAAUGGUUAUGUGGCGUGCAUUAUGUGAGAGCACUGAUUCAAAGAUCCUUACAAGUAUGUCAGAAGUAAAAGCUAUCGACUGUCUAGCUGGUUGUCAGGUUGAGAUCAACACUCGACAGUUUUUUAAAGGUUAUACAAAAGGCAGAAGAUACGAAAAUCUCUGGCCCGAAAUGCUCAAACUUAAAGACUGGCCACCAUCUGACAAGUUUGAAAAUCUCUUGCCUCGGCACUGUGAUGAGUUCAUCAGUGCAUUGCCAUUCCCAGAGUACACAGAUCCAAGGAUAGGCAUUCUGAAUCUUGCUGUUAAAUUACCAGCUGGCGUGUUAAAACCUGAUUUAGGUCCAAAGACAUACAUUGCAUAUGGUUUCACUGAGGAACUUGGAAGAGGGGAUUCGGUGACAAAGCUCCACUGUGAUAUGUCAGAUGCGGUAAAUAUUUUGACACACACAGCAGAGAUGGCUGUAAGUGAUGAGCAGCGGCCUGCAAUUGAAAUUUUGAAACAGAAGCAUAGAGCUCAAGAUGAAAGAGAGCGGCUUGAGCGUGAGGGCGAGGAAUAUCCUAUAAAAAUGUCUAGUGAUAUCAGAAAGGAGGAGAAAACAUCUGAUGAUUCAGAGACGACUGGAGGUGCCUUGUGGGAUAUCUUCAGAAGGGAAGAUGUGCCCAAGUUGAGCGAGUAUCUUUUAAAGCACGCAAAGGAAUUUAGGCACACUUACUGUUGUCCCGUUGAUCAGGUUUUUCACCCAAUCCAUGACCAAACCUUCUACUUAACUUUGGAGCACAAGAGAAAACUAAAGGAAGAAUUUGGGGUUGAACCUUGGACCUUCGAGCAAAAACUUGGAGAGGCGGUUUUCAUUCCUGCCGGAUGCCCUCACCAAGUGCGUAAUCUCAAGUCGUGUACCAAAGUUGCUGCCGAUUUUGUUUCUCCUGAAAACAUUCGAGAAUGCCUCCGCCUCACAGCUGAGUUCAGGAAAUUGCCGAGACGCCACAAGGCCAGAGAAGACAAACUAGAGGUACCAUAUCAAAAUGCUUUAUUUUCAUCUGGCGACAUUAAGCCUCCAUUUUUGACUGACUUAUUUCGCUAUCUGAUGGAACAGAUAAAGAAGAUGAUAAUUCAUGCAAUCAACCAAGUUGUCACAGAUUUGGAGCAGCUCACAUACAUAGUUUAGAGAAAUAGCAGUACAAACUUUUGCACAACAGUUUUCCUUCACAGCAGUAGCAGUUGGUAUUGUCCUUGGGUGUUCUUUUAGCUGUUAGGCCAAGGACAAUUUUGGUACACAUUUCUUGCAGCUUAGGUUCUCUUCGCAAUUGUUGCCUGUAGAAAAGUAAUGUUAAAAGGACAUUCUUUUUUAUAUCAUACUCCUGCAAUAAGGCAGCUUCUUUUAAAUAAAGUCUGGCAUAUUAGUAGUC
Lycium barbarum (goji berry) is the source of this 4499-nucleotide messenger RNA. RefSeq names its product lysine-specific demethylase JMJ26. Gene Ontology annotation, cellular component: chromatin; histone deacetylase complex. The transcript has 11 exons. Gene Ontology annotation, molecular function: chromatin DNA binding; histone H3K9 demethylase activity; transcription coregulator activity. The record is from RefSeq and is a predicted model, not a curated record. NCBI's taxonomy places the organism in Eukaryota, Viridiplantae, Streptophyta, Magnoliopsida, Solanales, Solanaceae. The coding region runs from base 233 to 4258 and encodes 1341 amino acids. Gene Ontology annotation, biological process: regulation of transcription by RNA polymerase II.